This is a messenger RNA of Coffea eugenioides, 1167 nucleotides long. RefSeq lists its product as uncharacterized. Lineage: Eukaryota; Viridiplantae; Streptophyta; Magnoliopsida; Gentianales; Rubiaceae. Bases 1 to 1167 code for a protein of 388 amino acids. The record is from RefSeq and is a predicted model, not a curated record. The transcript has 3 exons.
AUGGCCGAAAGUAGAUUUUCGUCUACAAUGCAAGCAUCAACAAGCUCGUCAUCGUCUAUUAUGGCGAGAAAUGCUAUGAUGAAUGCAAAAUUAAAUGUGGAGACAUUUGAUGGUAUCGGUCAUUUCGGUAUGUGGCAAAGUGAGAUUAUAGACGCGCUCUUUAAUCAAAGUCUAGACAUUGCUAUCGAAGAAGAGAAAUCAGAAGAUAUUGAAGAGAAGGAAUGGAGGAUGCUAAAUAGUUUAGCGUGUGGUACAAUUCGAUCGUGUCUUUCAAGGAAACAGAAAUAUGUGUUCUCAAAAGAAACUUCUGCAAAUAAAUUGUGGACUGGAUUGGAGGAGAAGUUCUUGAAGAAAAAUUGUCAGAACAGACUCAAAAUGAAGAAGCAUUUAUUUCGUUUCACUUAUGUUCCCGGCACAACUCUAAAUGAUCACAUCACUAAUUUAAAUCAGUUAAUCACUGAUCUAAUGAAUUUUGAUGUGACAUUUGAAGAUGAAGAUUUGGCUCUCAUGUUGUUGGGAUCUCUUUUUGAGGAGUUUGAACAUCUUGAAACAACUCUACUCCAUGGGAAAGUUGAGGUGUCCCUUAGUGAAGUUAGCUCUGCCAUGUACAGCUACGAGCUCAGAAGAAAAGACAAGCAAAGUAGCAGAGAUGGAGCAGCAGAAGCUCUGAAAGGGCACUGGAAGAAGGACUGCCCAAAACUGAAGAGUAGACCUGACAAAGAAAAAGCUGUUGCGGAUUCAAAUAUAACUGAGUGCAUUGAUCAAGACUCAGACUUUUCAUUAGCUGUCAUGCCUACUGGUCAUUCUAGUACAUGGCUAUUGGACUCAGAAUUGAAAAAGAACCUCAUUUCUGUGGGAGUACUAGAAUCAAUAGACUACAAGGUGUCAGCAUAUAAUAGAGUGAUGAAAAUCAUUUCAGGUGCAUUGGUGCUGGUGAAAGGAAUCCGAAAAAAUAAUAACUUGUAUUACUAUCAAGAUAAUACAGUUGUUGGAGUAACGGCAGUGGCUUCUAGUGAUGAUCGAGAAUUGAAAGUGGCCAGAUUAUGGCAUAUGCGCUUAGGGCAUGCUGGAGAAAAAUUCUUGAAUCUUCUGAUGAAUCAAGGACUAUUGAAAGGAGCUACUGUUUGCAAGUUAGAUUUUUGCGAGCAUUGUGUCAAAGGGAAGUAG